AUGCCAAGUUAUUUGAUUGCAGUGGGGUCCUUGGAGACUUUCAGGGAGAACGGCCUUUUGGGUGGCUUCGAUCUCUCGCGCUGUGACAUCAUAGCAGAGCUCUUGGAAGCCUUGGAGGUCAUGGCUGAAGCGAACGAGGCUCCCGAGGCUCCCAGUGCCCCAGUGCCAGAUGCCAAGCCGCAGAAGAAGCGCUCCCCGAACAGACUAGUCGUUGAAGAGGCCAUGAACGAUGACAAUUCGGUGAUCUCCCUUUCACAAGCAAAAAUGGAAGAAUUGAACCUCUUUCGCGGAGACAACGUCCUCAUCAAGGGCAAAAAGCGAAAGGACACCGUGUGCAUCGUUCUUGCAGAUGAGAACUUGGACGACAGCAAGAUUCGCAUGAAUAAAGUGGUGCGAAAAAAUCUCCGUGUGCGUUUGGGUGACAUUGUUUCAGUCCAUGCUUGUGGUGAUGUGCCAUACGGCAAACGUAUCCAUGUCCUUCCGUUGGAUGACACCAUCGAAGGGAUUACGGGCAAUCUUUUUGACACCUACCUGAAACCUUACUACUUGGAAGCAUAUCGCCCAGCGAGACAGGGAGACCUCUUUCUGGUACGCGGUGGUUUUCGUCCAGUAGAAUUCAAGGUGGUCGGUGUGGAUCCAGGUGAGUUCGUGAUCGUUGCACCGGAUACAGUGAUUCACUGCGAGGGAGAGCCUGUGAAGCGCGAGGAUGAAGAGCGGCUGGACGAUGUGGGUUACGAUGACAUUGGUGGUUGCAAGAAAGCUAUGGGCCAGAUCCGAGAGAUGAUUGAACUGCCACUGCGACAUCCAACAUUGUUCAAGACGCUGGGCGUGAAGCCUCCCCGAGGUGUUCUGCUCUACGGCCCUCCAGGCAGCGGCAAGACUUUGAUCGCAAGGGCCAUUGCCAACGAAACAGGUGCCUUCUUCUUCCUCAUCAAUGGACCUGAGAUCAUGUCCAAAAUGGCGGGUGAAGCGGAAUCCAAUCUGCGUAAAGCAUUCGAAGAAGCAGAGAAAAAUUCGCCUGCGAUCAUUUUCAUUGAUGAAAUUGACUCCAUUGCCCCCAAGCGAGACAAAACAUCCGGAGAAGUUGAAAAGCGCGUGGUUUCGCAGCUCUUGACGCUAAUGGAUGGAAUCAAGGGCCGUGGUCAGGUGGUGGUCAUUGCAGCUACGAACCGCCCCAAUUCCAUUGACGCUGCACUUCGGCGAUUUGGGCGCUUUGACCGGGAACUUGACAUUGGUGUCCCGGACGACAAUGGCAGGUUGGAGAUUCUGCGCAUCCACUGCAAGAAUAUGAAGUUGGCGACUGAUGUGAAACUGGAGGAGGUGGCAUCCAACACUCACGGCUUUGUUGGAGCAGACCUGGCGCAACUUUGCACUGAAGCCGCCCUCACAUGCAUUCGUGAGAAGAUGGAUUUGAUCGACCUGGAGGAAGAAACCAUUGAUGCGGAGAUUUUGGAUUCAAUGGCAGUCUCGCAGGAGCACUUCAAGUCUGCAAUGGGAACCGUCAACCCCUCUUCCUUGCGAGAGACAGUGGUGGAAGUGCCAAACAUCAAGUGGGACGACAUUGGUGGUUUGGAAGACACCAAGCGAUCCUUGCAGGAGACCAUUUUGUAUCCCAUCGACCACCCUGAGAAGUUUGAGAAGUUUGGCAUGCAACCCUCCAGGGGUGUUUUGUUCUAUGGCCCUCCUGGAUGUGGAAAGACGCUGCUGGCCAAGGCCGUGGCCUCCGAAUGCUCUGCGAACUUUGUGAGCAUCAAGGGCCCUGAGCUUUUGACCAUGUGGUUUGGAGAGUCUGAGGCGAAUGUCCGUGAAGUCUUUGACAAAGCCAGGGCGGCAGCUCCCUGUGUUCUCUUCUUUGAUGAGUUGGAUUCUGUGGGUGUGGCGCGUGGUUCCUCUCAAGGUGAUGCUGGAGGUGCUGGAGACCGUGUCAUGAAUCAGCUACUGACGGAGAUUGAUGGAGUGGGUGCCAAGAAAAAUGUCUUCUUCAUCGGCGCCACGAACCGCCCAGAACUGUUGGAUGAAGCUUUGCUCCGUCCCGGACGCUUGGAUCAACUCAUUUACAUUCCACUUCCUGAUUUGCCCGCAAGGCAAGGCAUCUUGGAGGCAACGUUGAAAAAGUCUCCUGUCGCUCCCAAUGUGCCGUUACCCUUCAUUGCCCAAAAGACAGAGGGAUUCAGUGGAGCUGACUUGGCGGAGCUUUGUCAACGAGCAGCCAAAGCAGCAGUACGUGAUGCCAUUGCAGCAGAUGAACUGCGUGCAGGCGAUGAUGAUGCAAUGGACACCACCAUGGGCUCUGAGAUUGGCCGCAAACACUUUGAAGAGGCCUUUGGUGGAGCAAGGCGCUCUGUGGCAGCAUCUGACCUCGCCAAGUACGACCAGUUCCGCAAGAAAUUUGAUCCUAUCUACAUGAACUCCAGUGCUGGUGGCAGUGGAGUUGUAAUCAACUGGCCGGAUGAUGAUUCCUCGUGGACGGCGCGCUUGGCAUCAGAAGAGGCUUUGGCCACACUGAGUUGUCACAUUAGACCUUUCUUGCAAUGUGCGGAGCCUCAUGGAACAAACUUUUGGAAAUGGUGCUUUGAUGUGCUUUGUGUAUCUUUGUGUAACUAA
Cladocopium goreaui is the source of this 2604-nucleotide messenger RNA. The record is from the annotation of a GenBank genome assembly. Lineage: Eukaryota; Dinophyceae; Suessiales; Symbiodiniaceae.